CCCACGGAAACGAUUCCUUUCCGGGAGGCAACCCGCGGCCACACGCAGAAGACCCGCAGGCUGUGGACGGAGCCACUCCUGAAAGGCUGAUGCCGGGGACUGGCAGCGAUUGGCUGCCGCAGAGUCGGGGCGGGCCCUGCCGACGGGGAAGGCACCUGCGGAGCCUCUCGGAGAAGGAAGGUUCCGGCUGCUGACUGUCGCAGCGGAAGGUCACGGUCCACGGCGCGGUUGGCCCUAGAGGCAGAGCCGGAAGCUGCACAGUUAGACUUCCGAGCCCCCCGUUUCCAGAGGGGCAGCCCUCUUCCGCCCGACCUGCUCCGCCUCCGCUUCUCGCCCCUCAUCCGGAGGCCGCAGCCCUCAGUGUAGGCGGGGCGGCGCAGCGCGAGCUCCAGGACCCGGAAGAAGCGCCAUCUGCCGCCUCCGCCAUGGAGCCCACCGCACUGUCCCUCACCGAGGAGGACCUGACAGAAGUGAAGAAGGACGCUUUAGAAAAUUUGCGUGUAUACCUGUGUGAAAAAAUCAUAGCUGAGAGACAUUUUGAUCAUCUACGUGCAAAAAAAAUACUUAGUAGAGAAGACACUGAAGAAAUUUCUUGCCGAACAUCAAGUAGAAAAAGAGCUGGAAAAUUGUUAGACUACUUACAAGAAAACCCUAAAGGACUAGAUACCCUGGUUGAAUCUAUUCGACGAGAAAAAACACAGAACUUCCUGAUACAGAAGAUUACAGAUGAAGUGCUAAAACUUCGAAAUAUAAAACUAGAACAUCUGAAAGGGCUGAAAUGUAGCAGCUGUGAGCCUUUUCCAGAUGGAGCCACAAACAACCUCUCUAGAUCAAAUUCAGAUGAGAUUAAUUUCUCUGAAAAACUGAGAGCAUCCACUGUUAUGUACCAUCCAGAAGGAGAAUCCAGCACAGCCCCCUUUUUUUCUACUGAUUCUUCUCUGAAUUUGCCUGUUCUAGAAGUAGGCAGAACUGAAAAUCCUACCUUUUCUUCCACUACGCUUCCCCGGCCUGGGGACCCUGGGGCUCCUCCUUUGCCACCGGAGCUGCAGUUGGAAGAAGGAACUUGUGGAAACUCUAGUGAGAUGUUUCUUCCCUUAAGGUCACGUGCUCUUUCACGACAAUGACAGUUGCAGUUUUUUAAAUGACAAAAUAUGUUUGAAAGGAUAUGAAUCUUUUUAUAAAAAUUGCUAAACUGACUUAAUAACAUCCGAUACAUGUCUUUUAAAAUGUAAUGUAAGCACGCUUUGUAAAUAGACUCUUUUGGAAUAAAAGCAUACUUUCAGAUAGCUGAAGUAACUCAUGUCAAUCAUGUAUUUUUCAGUAUUUUCUGUUUUUUUUUUUUUUUUCAUUUUUGAGGUAUUUAGUAUUUUCACAUUUUUUAUGUUUUAAGACUAAUUUUAAUAGGGAACAUUUCUGUGUUUGAGGAUAGAGCUGGGAAUAAUGUUUUUUCUCAGUGCAUUUGUGCUAAAAAUUUUUAGGAUUAAGCUGUUUCUAUUUGAUAAUAAAGCCAGUCACUGAUGGGAAAACUGCCAGCGUACUGGAAAAAAUCUCUUUCCCACUCAGUUUGGCUUAUAGACACUUCCAGAGUCCCCUUCUCAUGCAGAGGAACAUCGGAUGCAGUGUGAGCCCCUAAGAUCUCAAUUUGCCAAGAUAUAUUUCUUAUUAUCUUUAAUAAAUGCUACUUCCUUAAGAUUUUCACAUUCUUUGCUUUAUCAUUUUCAUUCCUAAAGAAAAAUCUUGGCAAAAACUUGUUACUACUUGUCAUUUGAUGAGAUUUUUAAAAAUAAUUUUGCUGUACUUUUCAGUGUUUUUUUUAAUGAAGACCACUAUACAAGUUGAAUUAACUAGAACAAAAUUUUGUAUGCUUGUGUAUGUGACAAUUCUGUUUUUAAUACUACUUGGAUUAAGAAUCCUAUUAGCUAGAUUUGUCUUUUUGUUACGUAACAAAGUUUGACUAAUUGUAUGCAUUUAUAAAUUAUGUUCUCAUGUGUUCAUUUAAAUUAUAAUUCUAACUGAUAUCCAUCUAUUUCCACUACUUGCAAAAAGCAAAGAUGGAAAUAUGCUAUUAACAAUAAAAAGUUUUAAAUUGUGGUGCUAUAUUUUGGAAGCUUCAGACUUUUUAAUAGGAAGUAAAUAUCUAAAACAUAACUCGUUUUUAUAGAAAACAUUUCAAGUUGUAAAAUCAAGUUGCCAUUCUGGAUAAACUGGUGAAUUUAUUGAUCACGAAGAGGAUUGGCAUAUCAGUUUUAAAAAUUUUUUUAAGACUGGAUGAAUUUUUGUAGUAUAAAUAUUUUCUAAGGAUUAUGGAGAAACACGUUUUACCUCCAAUGUAGCAUAUGAAAAUAAUGACAUUUCAUUUCAAGUGGGAGUAGGGUUUCCAUUUCAUUAAUUAAAAUAAAAUUUGAUAUGCAGUUACUUUUUUCUAUUUAAAUAGGACUUAUUCAGAAACAAAGAUAUUUAGAUAUGCUGUAGCCCGUAUAUUUAUAGUUAAUAACAUGAAGUUUUCUUUCAGACUGUUGAAUAACUACAUAGACAAUAAAAUUAAGGUUUUAACAGA
Pteropus alecto (black flying fox) is the source of this 2557-nucleotide messenger RNA. It is a transcript of the gene BCL10, whose product is annotated as B cell CLL/lymphoma 10. Gene Ontology annotation, biological process: canonical NF-kappaB signal transduction; positive regulation of extrinsic apoptotic signaling pathway; adaptive immune response. Gene Ontology annotation, molecular function: protein kinase B binding; kinase activator activity; NF-kappaB binding. The transcript has 3 exons. Lineage: Eukaryota; Metazoa; Chordata; Mammalia; Chiroptera; Pteropodidae. The coding region runs from base 426 to 1124 and encodes 232 amino acids. The record is from RefSeq and is a predicted model, not a curated record. Gene Ontology annotation, cellular component: CBM complex; cytosol.